Molecule: messenger RNA, 1257 nt
Organism: Tachysurus vachellii
Lineage: Eukaryota; Metazoa; Chordata; Actinopteri; Siluriformes; Bagridae
Gene: znhit1
Product: zinc finger, HIT-type containing 1
Exons: 5
Coding region: 109-573 (154 amino acids)
Biological process (GO): chromatin remodeling
Cellular component (GO): Swr1 complex
Molecular function (GO): nucleosome binding
Source: RefSeq, a predicted model, not a curated record
UUUGGAUAAUGAAUUAAACAGAAAGAUUCUGAUCGUUGGAGAAGCAGUCACGUGGUUAUUUACGUAACGCAUCUGAAUUGUCCUCUUCGCUGCGCCGUAGCUGGGAAAAUGGCCGAGAAGAAAAUAGCAGUGCGCUCUCAGGACCAGAGCCAACGGCGCGUGCUGGAUGUAGCGACACGUCACCGGAGGCUCACGAGGCAGCUCGAGGCGCUCGAGAAGGACAACUUCCAGGACGACCCACAGACGAACCUUCCACCGCCAGUGAAGCGCCUGCCGCAUUUCGACGAGAAUGAUGAACCUGGGAAACGGAGGAAGAAGACCAGAGGCGAUCAUUUCAAGCAACGUUUCCGGAAAAACUUCCAGGCCCUGCUUGAGGAAGAGGACUUGAGUGUGAGCGAGGGUCCGAACUACCUGACGGCGUGUGCCGAGCCGUCAUCUUUUCCUCAGCGACACUUCUGUGCCGUGUGCGGUUUCCCUUCCAACUACACGUGCGUGUCCUGCGGAGCUCGCUACUGCUGCGUACGCUGCUUAGCCACACAUCACGAGACCAGGUGUCUGAAGUGGACCGUGUGAUCGGACAUAUUCAAUGGUUUAAAUCCACUUCACCCUGGGAUGAAUAAGAAUUAAAUCUGUUUGGACGCCAGUGCUGGUAGACAGGAUGUAUGCAGUACGUCCUAAAGAGAGACCCGGAUUCCUCAGUGCCGUUUGGGAUGUACUACUUCGCACAAUGGCAUGAUGACAGUAGCAAGAACGCUUGCAAAAAAAACUGAAACAAUCAUCUCGAAUGCUAACGUUGGAAUCCCUCAUGCUUUAGAAAAGCCAUGUAGCUGGACUGCAGCUUUACAGGAUCAGAGUUACGCUCUCAAAAACCUCCAUAACAUUUAUUGUACUGUUUUUUUUUUUUUUAUGCUUCAGUUCUCAUGCUGUCAAUUUCCAUUUAAAAGCAACAACUUCAUCACACCAUUAAAAUCCUGAGGGAAAUGUUUCAUACACAAUCUAAUGAUAGACAUACAGGUAUGUAAUCAUUAGGCUAGCUGCAGGCCCGUUAGAGUAAACUUUUGUUUUAGGCUUUGUCUUGUUACUUUAUUGUCGCUGAAAUAACACGAAUGUAAAUAAAUAUUGGAGAAGGAUGCUUGUUUGUAUUCAUAUAAUGUUACACCUUUUUACAGGUAACACACAGGCGCUGACUUACACUGACCAAACCUGCAGACAAGAAAAUCUGAGCAAGCUAAAUAAAAUUUUUUUUAAAAUGUGGAA